Messenger RNA from Aphanomyces astaci, 342 nucleotides. RefSeq lists its product as hypothetical. The transcript has a single exon. Lineage: Eukaryota; Oomycota; Saprolegniomycetes; Saprolegniales; Verrucalvaceae. The coding region runs from base 1 to 342 and encodes 113 amino acids. The record is from RefSeq and is a predicted model, not a curated record.
AUGGCGCGCCAUGAAGCUGGCACCCGUGACCACAUGAUCCUGUUUGCGAGCCUCACACAACUCAAGUACACUGAGGACAUCAAUGCCGAGACCCUCUUCACUACACUCGACGAUCAGAUCAACUUGAUCGAAACGGCAACUCUUCCUGCGAACGCUGACGCUCUCACGGCUGGCGGGGGUCACGUGAAGACUUUUGAGCUCUUUCGUACUUUCGUGAUUUCUAACGCCUUUGCCGCCAACAAAAACUUGUGGGACGCUGUUUGUCAGCUCCAAUUCAAGGCGUAUGAGGAUGGUUCUGAAUGCAUGCCUAUCGCCAUCAAGACUACUAUCCGCCACACCUGA